GUCGUCACGUCCGUUUUUACGCACUUCCGGUUAAGAUUAUUCCUCCAUGCUCCGCAACGUUGAAUUUUCAACACGAAAGGCAGACUGAAGAAAAAGACCAAAUAAACCACAGCCAUAAUGUUCAAACUGGAAGGACUCGGGCCUAAAAUGGACCCAGAGGAGAUGAAGAAGAAAAUGAGACAAGAUGUCGUCUCAUCUGUACGAAACUUCCUUAUUUACGUCGCCAUUCUCAGAGCCACCCCAUAUGUGUUAAGGAAGCUGGACAGCAUAUGAGCGGAGCAGCAGGUCUCUUCUUCCGCCAUGCACUGAGAGUUUACUCCAUCAGAGACAGUAUGAGCCAUCUUCAUCAGACUACCGGGGCAACAGCAGCAAAUCCUGUUGGAGAUGAUCAAAGUCUGUCCAUCACUGCACCUGAAGAAACACCUUGUUUUCAUUUGUCAUGUCUUGUUGAAUACUUUAGUCUGCCUUUCUUGUGAAAGGCAUUGUUAAAUGCAAAGUCUAAAUGUGUGUAUGCCUGCUGUGUUCACACAUCAAAGGGGAAAACAUGUUGUUUUUGAUUUACAUAACAGAUUGUUAAAUGGCAAGAAAACGUUCAUGAUAGGGUUUUAAACCUUGAAUCUGACAUCACUGAAAAUAAAAAAAUUGCAUAAAAGA
This is a messenger RNA of Gymnodraco acuticeps, 654 nucleotides long. It is a transcript of the gene tomm5, whose product is annotated as translocase of outer mitochondrial membrane 5 homolog (yeast). Gene Ontology annotation, cellular component: mitochondrial outer membrane translocase complex. The record is from RefSeq and is a predicted model, not a curated record. NCBI's taxonomy places the organism in Eukaryota, Metazoa, Chordata, Actinopteri, Perciformes, Bathydraconidae. The transcript is spliced from 2 exons. The coding region runs from base 118 to 273 and encodes 51 amino acids.